This is a messenger RNA of Trifolium pratense (red clover), 585 nucleotides long. Its product is annotated as putative B3 domain-containing protein At1g78640. Gene Ontology annotation, molecular function: DNA binding. The transcript has a single exon. Bases 1 to 585 code for a protein of 194 amino acids. Lineage: Eukaryota; Viridiplantae; Streptophyta; Magnoliopsida; Fabales; Fabaceae. The record is from RefSeq and is a predicted model, not a curated record.
AUGGCUCACAACAACAACAACAACAAUGUUUGUUUGUGUUCGAUUUGCACUGACAUUCCCAAUCCCAAGGUUUGUCUCCAUUUAUCACUCGCUCCUUGUUGUCCAUGGUCAUGUACAACAAUAAACGACGAUGAUAAUAAUGAACCAUGUACAGCAGCAAUAAUGGGUUUAAAGAGAAAGCAUGUGCAGCAGCAAAAAACCAACGUUGUUUCAAGAAAAAAGACAAAGACAUACAAUGAUGAAGAUUGGGAGAUAAAAAAGGUGUUGACAGAAAGUGAUUCUUUUGGAGUUACAUGUAGACUUUUAAUAGGAAAAAAAUUGGCUGAAGAAUUGGUGGUUCCUGUGUUGGUUGGUGAUGUUGCAAAGGGAAUUGAAGUGAAAAUAUGGGAUUGUGACACUAACACUAUGUACUUUCUCACUUUUAAGAAAUUUAUUUCAGGAAGCUAUGGUUUCAAUGGUAAUUGGACCAAAGAUUUUGUAGCUAGAAGGGGUUUAAAGACAGGAGAUUUGAUUGGUCUUCAUUGGGAUCAAUACAACAAGUGCUUUGAUUUCUCCAUUCUAGAGGUCAAUCACCAUUAUAGUUAG